GUUGCGGGUACGGUAAUCGGUCGAACUUGUGUAAUUCUGUUCCAGUGACAUCAUCGUGAGAUUUUGUGAUGGCAAAGCAUCAUCCCGAUCUUAUCUUCUGUCGCAAACAGCCUGGAGUCGCCAUUGGCCGUCUCUGCGAAAAGUGCGAUGGAAAAUGCGUCAUAUGUGAUUCGUACGUGAGACCUUGCACCCUGGUACGAAUCUGCGAUGAAUGCAACUACGGAAGCUAUCAGGGUAGAUGCGUCAUAUGCGGUGGACCAGGAGUUUCUGAUGCUUACUACUGCAAGGAAUGCACAAUCCUGGAGAAAGACAGAGACGGAUGUCCAAAGAUCGUCAAUCUCGGUAGCUCGAAGACGGAUUUGUUUUAUGAACGGAAAAAAUACGGAUUUAAGAAAAGGUGUCAUUCCCUCGGUCUUGCGUUCUUCUAUAAUGGAGAACAUAAAUUCAGUUUCAUGGAUGGUGGCACGAAGUGUGGCGCAUUCGGUAAUUUCGGUUGGACGAAACGUUUUAUCGAUGCUGUGAAUUUUUUCGGAGAAGAAUUCGAGCUGCAAGCGGAACAGACAGCUUGUUCAUUAAAAAUCAACCUGUCGCUUCGCACUUCAUCAAAUAUAUUGUGGAUACUCGUGGCUGCUGCGGCGUUGAUACUUCUCGUGCCCAAUAUUUACGUUGCUUUCGUCGCACUGUGCGUUAUCCUUGCGUUCCUCUGGACAUUUUCAAAGACAGUCGAAGAAAGUAUUCUCGCGAUUCCCGGGCUUGGAUACGAGAUAGAACGGAAAAACAAAUUUGGGACUGUAUCGGCCGAUUGGAUACCCAUCGAAGUCGUAGAAUCUCUCAUCAUUAAAGAGAGAAUUGGGUUUGCUUCGAUAACGUCAUACCUAGCAUUUGUUAUCAAAUGCGGCGACGAAGGACGCAAGCUCCAGCCCUUGUUCCUGGACAUCCGACCUCGUCUGGAUCUGUUGAUACAAGUGUAUCGUGAAUUGUUGGAGACGAUACCAGAACCGGAUGAACAAUCCAAUCAUGAGGCUGAAUAA
Notodromas monacha is the source of this 1031-nucleotide messenger RNA. Lineage: Eukaryota; Metazoa; Arthropoda; Ostracoda; Podocopida; Cyprididae. The record is from the annotation of a GenBank genome assembly.